AUGGCGUUCGAACUACUCCCAUUCCUGUCCGCUGUCUUCGGCUGGAUCUACUUCCUUUGCUGGUCUGGCUCGUUCUACCCCCAGCCUCUGCUCAACUUCGCGAGAAAGACCACGGCUGGCACAACGGUUGACUUCCCCCUGAUCAACUGCUUGGGUUUCCUGGCAUACCUCAUUUCCAACUCGUGCCUCUACUACUCCCCGGUGGUCCGCUCCCAAUACGCCGCGCGCAACAACGGCCUCACCCCGACUGUUGCAUUCAACGACAUCACCUUUGCCGCUCACGCUCUCCUCCUUUCCUGCAUCACCACGAGCCAGUACCUCCCCAAGCUCUGGGGCUUCGCGCCUGCCCCAGGAACCAAACCAAGCCGCUUCAUCACGGGAAUUGCCUUCGGUUGUAUCGUGGGCGUGGUCAUCGUCGCCUUCAUCGUCGCGGCGGCUCCCGCCGGCGCUGAUCCACGCAUCAGCUGGUGCGCUCUCGAUCUCGUCUACGCCGUCUCCUACGUCAAGCUUGUUAUCACGUUGAUCAAGUACACCCCACAGGUCAUUACCAACUACCGCAAUAAGUCUACCAAGGGAUGGUCAAUCUGGCAAAUUCUGCUCGAUUUCUCCGGUGGCCUGCUGUCCUGUGCCCAGCAGGCCAUCGAUUCGUACCUGCAGCGCGAUUGGUCUGGCAUCACUGGCAAUCCGGUUAAGUUCGCCCUGGGCAACGUUUCCAUGGUGUACGAUGUGGUGUUCAUGACUCAGCAUUACGUUUUGUAUCGCGGCUCCGAGGGUAAGGCUGAUGAGAGGGACUCUCUACUUCGAUCGGAGGAUGAGGAGCAUCAGAGACUAGACUAG
Colletotrichum karsti is the source of this 837-nucleotide messenger RNA. RefSeq names its product lysosomal cystine transporter. Gene Ontology annotation, cellular component: vacuolar membrane; fungal-type vacuole. Gene Ontology annotation, biological process: L-cystine transport. The transcript has 2 exons. NCBI's taxonomy places the organism in Eukaryota, Fungi, Ascomycota, Sordariomycetes, Glomerellales, Glomerellaceae. The record is from RefSeq and is a predicted model, not a curated record. The coding region runs from base 1 to 837 and encodes 278 amino acids. Gene Ontology annotation, molecular function: L-cystine transmembrane transporter activity.